Lucilia sericata (common green bottle fly) is the source of this 968-nucleotide messenger RNA. RefSeq lists its product as uncharacterized. Bases 89 to 853 code for a protein of 254 amino acids. The transcript is spliced from 2 exons. NCBI's taxonomy places the organism in Eukaryota, Metazoa, Arthropoda, Insecta, Diptera, Calliphoridae. The record is from RefSeq and is a predicted model, not a curated record.
UCUUGUCAAUCAACUAUGAUCAGUAUAAAAUUGUACGAAUGCAGGCAAACAUUUCAAACCAGUGAACGCAAUAAAAUAAAUAAAAAUAAUGAAAUCUUUUUUAAUACUAAUUGUGGGUCUUAUAUUGACCUUAAAUACAAAUGCAGCAAGAGCAAAUGAAGCUCAACCGGACGAAUUAAAACUGCGCAAUCAAUUAUUUGCCGAUGUUUUUCUUCUAAAGGAAGGAGUAGAUAAUCUACAAAUAUCCGUAGAAGUCUUAAGUAAAAGAUACACCAAUCAAAUGGAAAUUCUCAAAAGUUUGCAAACCAAAUUUCUGUUAGAGGAUUCUAAUGAAAAAGAUGAUGUUUGUGAUACAAUCACGGGCAUGUUUAAUGCCACCUUUAGAAAGUAUAAUGCCUUCGAAAGUCGUAUCAUAACAAAACUGGAUGAGAUACAAGAUGAGCAGGGUACACGUUUAGAUGAGAUAUUGUUGAAGCAAAAAUCAAAUAGAAAUUGUGGCUCUAGAGGUGAUAGCUCAACAGCUGUGUCUCUAAUGUCUGAGACACUAACGGAACUGAGUGAAAAAAUGAAUACGUUUGAGGAAAAGUUUGCGAAAUUGGAAACAUUCGAGACACAAUUGAAUUUACAGCAAAGCAAAUUUGACAAAUUUGUAGAUAAUCAAAUGAAAAUUUUACAGGAAAUCAAUGAGAAAUUAUCUAAAAAUCAACAGCAAUUUGAUAAGUUUGGUCAAGAAUUGACCAGUCUCAAAGAAUUAAAAAAUAAUGUUAAUAAAGUCAUAUCGAGUCCACGUCCCAAAUUGCCCAUGGAAGUGAUUUUAGGUUUAAGUUCUGCCAAUAUAACAUCAUUGAAAUAAUUUUUGUUGGUUUCAUAAGACAAAAAAAAUAAUAAUCAAGUUUAUUAUUAUAUAUUUAUGUGUGUAUGUAUGUAUAUAGAAAUAAGAAUAAAAUAUGUAUUUUAAAUCUUCUAAA